Messenger RNA from Bactrocera tryoni, 945 nucleotides. RefSeq names its product dynein assembly factor 6, axonemal (gene Dnaaf6). The transcript is spliced from 3 exons. Gene Ontology annotation, molecular function: protein-folding chaperone binding; dynein intermediate chain binding. The record is from RefSeq and is a predicted model, not a curated record. NCBI's taxonomy places the organism in Eukaryota, Metazoa, Arthropoda, Insecta, Diptera, Tephritidae. Gene Ontology annotation, biological process: axonemal dynein complex assembly. Bases 157 to 783 code for a protein of 208 amino acids. Gene Ontology annotation, cellular component: cytoplasm.
ACUGCCAAACUGAAUAUCGAACGCAAACAACAGUUCACUUAAUUAGAAAACUCAUCAAAGAAGCAAGAAAAACCGAACGUACAAAAAGAUUUUUAAACAAAAAACCAGAAGCCAAAGAAAAAAGCUUUGCUGAGAAAUCACAACACAAAACUAGAAAUGUCGAUUUUCGAAAAUCCUGAAAGCAUACGCAUGCUGCGCGAUUUGCUCACACCCCCCGAGGAGCGAGACAAUUCGGACACCGACGACGAUGAGCCGGUUGCCGGUAACAGCAAGCAGUGCAACAAUUUCACGCCCGCACAUUUUGGCAGCAGCAACGGCAACGGCAAUGCAGGUGGCAGCAAACAAAAACAAGCGCAACAAGGAGGGCAAACACCCGAACGCAGCGCGUUGCCAACAAGCAUCGAAGAAUGGCAAAAGCAGCAGGAGCAGGAGGACAAUGAGAUUUUAGAGACGCGCCGGCGACCCGAGUACAGCAUGACCUAUCGGCAAGCAGUGGGCACGGAGGACCUCUAUCUGCAGAUGGGCAAUCGCACUAAUGCCACGGCCAGUUGUGAGGAUUUGUUGCUGGAGAUACUGCUGCCGGACGAGACGACACCGGCGGAUAAAAUGGAUUUGUCAAUUACCGAAGAUGAAGUGGAUUUGGCGACGCCAAUUUAUCGCCUCAAAUUGCCACUGCCGCACAAGGUGAACGUGGACCGUUGCCGGGCCAAAUAUGUGGCUGAGCUGCGCAAACUCUGUCUGACGUUGCGACUGCAACGUGAAUUCGAUUAUGUGAACUUUUAGAAAGGCCAAGCGCUAAGCUGCUCAACGCUCGAUAGUCGCUGCACUAAAACAACAACAACAGCUACAAUAACAACAACAACACUGACUAAAUGUAAAGUAAAACUAGCAGUGCACUGCAGUGGAUUUGUUCUUCGCUCUAUUUUGUAUGCAAUAAAUUUUAUU